Helianthus annuus (common sunflower) is the source of this 1807-nucleotide messenger RNA. Its product is annotated as protein RICE SALT SENSITIVE 3. The transcript has 7 exons. Bases 684 to 1664 code for a protein of 326 amino acids. The record is from RefSeq and is a predicted model, not a curated record. Lineage: Eukaryota; Viridiplantae; Streptophyta; Magnoliopsida; Asterales; Asteraceae.
CGUGGUGAUGAGGGCGGGGUGUUUUCCACCGGCAUAGGGGCAUUUGGGUUGUGAAGUGGAGGCUCUUGAUUGGUGGAUGAAUUUUGUAUGUGUUUUAAUUGUUUAAUAUUUAUUUAUUUAUCAUAAAAACGUCACUAACCACUCCGCUCCCACUUCUCCCUUUUUUGCACCAUUCCACUUUUUAACGCGUGCUGACGUGACAACCAUAUAACGACACUCUUUCAUGCCCUCUGCAACUUAGAAUAUCUAAAAAUGGUACAAUUACUAUUUUUGUCAAAACUAAUCUGACCAAAACCAAAACAAUUAGAAAAGCUAUUAAAUACCACUAAAUUGCACAUGUACUGUGAGUGAGUCUAAUCCACAGGAAUUACUUCAAAUAUAAUGGCGAAAACGACAUAAGGUAUCAGGAAAAUUAAUAUAAUUUUAUUGCACGAGCAAGACGAGUUAAAAGCAUCAUCAUUUAUUAACUUUCAAGAAUUCGGUGAGUUAAUCAAUGUAUUUAACCCACAAAUUAAAUAAACGAGCAAACCCUUUUUACUCUCACCGCCUUCUUUCCAUUUUCACUCCUCUGUUUUCAUAAUAAACUUCAUUAAUUUAGCAGAGACUGAUGAUCAACCCACUCUGUUCUUGACUGUUGAAAUUUGAGGUGUUAAAAGAGUAAAAGUGACAACGAAAAGAGAGACAUGGUGGGCUCAGGUUCAACAACAGAUAGAAACAAAGAAGCAGUUGGAAUGUUGGCUCUUCAUGAAACUCUAAGAAACAUUUGUUUCAACUCUGAGUGGACUUACUCUGUUUUCUGGACCAUUCGUCCUCGCCCGCGAGUUAGAGGUGGUAAUGGGUGCAAAGUUGGAGAUGAUGUUGGUAGCUUGAUGUUGAUGUGGGAAGAUGGGUUUUGCAGAGAAAGAAUGAUGGAUUGUGUUGAAGAUAUGGAUGCAGGAGAAGAUCUUGUUAGAAAAGCCUUUAGCAAGAUGUCAAUUCAGUUGUAUAAUUAUGGAGAAGGACUGAUGGGGAAAGUAGCAUCUGAUAAGUGUCACAAAUGGGUGUUUAAAGAACCUACAGAAUGUGACCAGAGCAUAUCUAACUAUUGGCAGAGUUCUUUUGAUGCUCUUCCUACAGAAUGGAAUGAGCAGUUUGAUUCUGGCAUUCAGACUAUAGCUGUAAUACAAGCUGGCCAUGGACUCUUGCAGCUUGGUUCAUGCAAGAUUGUACCUGAAGACCUUCAUUUUGUGCUUAGAAUGAGGCAUACAUUUGAAUCACUUGGCUACCAAUCUGGCUUCUAUCUGUCCCAAUUAUUUGCAUCAACAUCCUCACCUUCUUCAUCUGGGAUUCAAUUAAAGCAACCAACGGUCCCGAUCCACCCGUCUCCGGCUUUCAACUGGGCCCCACUGAACCGACUACCAUCGCAAAGUUUCCAAAACCCUGCAAGACUUGGGUUCCAGCCUAAAGACGAGACACACAUGUUCCUCCAUCCUCACUCGUCCGAACCACAUAUGGGAAACAUUAUGGGCCAUGAUCAUGCUGAAAACGACAUCAAAUGGCCUAACGGGUUAACUUUCUUUAAUGCACUUACGGAAGGGCUCGGUGGCAAGCCCGAUGGCGGUCAGAACGCGAAUCAUGAAAAACACGAGGGUAUGUACACCGAUAUGGAAAAUUACUUGGAGUGAUCGAACGAUAGUGUGAUCAGUUUGUGACGAAUCCUAGGAAAAUAACUCUCUAGUAAUCUUGGUUUUGUUGUACUAUGUUGUAGUUGUUUCUUGAUAUGUAACAUGCUUAUGUUUAAAUUAGUGAACUUUAUGACAUAAAGACA